GGACGUAAACGCCGAUCUCUCCCCUGGCGAGACGAGCAGGAAUAUAUCUCUCGUAUCAUUUAUUAUUAUCAUUCGAUGCCGGUAAGCAGGCGUGCAGGGCGUGCUACAUGCGAAGGAUGGACGGCGACACAGGAAGCUUCCCGCUGAAAAAACGAAAAACCGGUACUAUUUAUUGUUGUGUAGUUAACUGCCACAACAGCGUGGAGAACACGAGGGGUAGCUGUCCUUCCGUAACGUUCCACUCCUUCCCUGGAAAAUGGUACGAAACGGCACGGAGGGAAGCCUGGAUUUCAGCUGUUCGUCGGGAAAACCCCGACGGUUCUUCUUGGCAGCCGACGAAGAGGUCAAAAAUCUGCAGUGCGCACUUUGUCAACAAUCGUGUGAGUAACGUCGAAGGCGAUCCUUCGUACGUGCCUAUGAUCUUCCCCUGUGUCUACAGCAGGAAUGUGCCCGGCGCCGAAAGACACAAGAGGCACUUCGGACGCCAAAGCAAAGCCCGACACGGCGCUGUGCAAAUGAGCAGCGAAAAAAUGGAGCAGCCGGGACCAUCUGCAAUAUCAGAACCUCCGCUGCAUGAGAUACCUGAUGGGGAACUGGACGUGCUUGGAAAUGUUGCCCUAGAUGCCUCAAAGCUGCCAACGCACCAAGAUGUGGGAACCGAGACUGAUGGCUCAAUGCAUGUCGGCCAGUUGAAGAUCCUGCUGAGUGCCACUGAUGGUGUGAAUGCUGCGUGUCAAGUGAACCACGCGGAGCAGGUUGAAAAGUUUGACGCGUCUACAUGCGCGAGCAGAUGUGCAGAUUCGUCGUCGCCAUCCCAUGCUGACAUCUCGCAGGCAGCAGAGACGUACAGUGUGUGGAGUGCCCCCUUUGGUGCUGGAGCAAGGCCACCUUUAAUCAUCCGAUAUGCUUCACUCCCUGCUCGGUUCAGUUUGGCUUGCCAAGCAGAAGUUCACCCAAAGAGGCACAAAAAACUUCAGGCCAGAAUAAGAGGAGUGGCUGUGGGUACGCAAACUCUGCCUGGCGUGAGCCACCGUGCUGUUCAGGUUUGUCCCGUUGACAUGCAAAAACUGCCGGGCGACGACCCCACGUGAUCAAGUACAGUGAUCUCCCGGGUUCACGUACAGGCGCUUCAAGGCAGACAAGGUUCAAGUUUUCUGGCAGCCAAAGCUGGUGACUGUGUCUGAACAGCUCUCCCACAAAACCACCGUGCCUUGCUGGAGAUGGCAUGUUGCAUUCCCCUGGGCGUUUUGCCGACUUCGGUAUCUGGAGGACGCUGUAAGGUUCCGAAGGUGGACCAUUGGAGCUCGAGAAGGUGCUGACUUCCAUAUCUGUCUGAAACGAUGUCUCGCCCUGUCGCUAAAUUCACCUGAUGCGAACAGCCAAUGCAAAUGGCAAAGAAUGGGCAUCUGCACAAAAACCUGAGCUGCUGCACAAGAGAGAUCGACCGGUUCGGACUCCAUGUAACCUUAUCGGGAGAAGCGUCUGUCAGAAGAAACACCGGGAAAUUACGUAGCAGACAACGCUCCGACCUGCCGUGUCGACGGCCGAUCCCAGCUGACGUCACACCGAGAUCUUUCCUAUGAAUGGAUCAUCACAUCGUGACUCGCCUUCUCUUGGCCUGUCAUGAGAGCUCCGCAUGAGCGGGGGAAUGAAACAUCUGCCUUAGCCACAGUUCAUCGGAAGCCCUUGUACUCCUCUGAAGAACAGGCCCUCUUCGAAAUAUCGUCAACAGAAGUCUCUGCAUGUGACACCUGGAAUGUGGACUGGAGCAUCUGAAGGUUGCAGGAUCGUCCGUUGACGUGUCAGUUGUUGAGAGACUCCAUCAAGACGAAGCACCUAAGCAUUAAACAUUAAACAGCAUUAAAUCCAGAAGAUGUGGGUUCGAGUCCUACAGCCGGCUAACCUUUUCAGUGACCCAUCUUUCAUCAUUAAACAGCUUUGACAUCUAGCA
Molecule: messenger RNA, 1951 nt
Organism: Ornithodoros turicata
Lineage: Eukaryota; Metazoa; Arthropoda; Arachnida; Ixodida; Argasidae
Exons: 11
Coding region: 108-1091 (327 amino acids)
Source: RefSeq, a predicted model, not a curated record